UCACACAUCUGUACCCCUAGCACGAACAUCUUGCGAAAAAGUAUUCGUAUCGUUAACGUGAGCGUUUUGUAUGGAAACAUAAACAGCGCCUCUAGUGUGCGUAAUAUGAACUAAAUUUGUGAGCACAAACCAUAAGUCAAGUAAGUUUCGUAUCGUAUUCGUAACGUAACUAUCGUAACCUUGAGUCGUUUGUAUGGAGAUAGGAAGCACGAAGGUAUAAAUUGACGUAUCGUAUCGUGAUUGUCGAAGGCUGGCUUGCGAGUUUUACGAAAGUUUAUUCACUUUAAAUUUGACAGUGACAAAACUUUCGUCAGAGUUUCUUGGAAGAUUUAAAUAGUAAUUAAGUGAUUGUGUGACCGAAUUUUGCUGAAAAAUGCUUAGAUUAACAAGAAGCACCCAUCGACGUAGCACGUUGUACCAUUAUCUUGCGGCGCGAUUGAUUGUUGAAAGUGGAAAUGUACGAAGAGAAACUAGAGAAAUCUCGAGGAGAGCUCUCCUCAGAAAAAAUAUAGCCAAUAUUAACGUGCAAUAUCUAAGCGAUACAGAAUUUAGAAAUAGAUUUCGUCUCAGUAAGGAAGCAUUUUUGCAUUUAUGUCGCGAAUUAAGGGUCAAAUCUAGUCUAAGACCAAGUAAAAGGAUCAGCCUGGAACAUAAAGUACUGUGUGCUUUAUCAUUUUAUGCUACAGGCUCCUACCAAAGAAUAGUAGGAAUGGCUAAAUGUUUAGGGCAAACCACAGUUAGUAAAUAUGUGAGACAGGUUACUGACGCCCUUGUAACCCCCUCAAUAUUAAAUUACUUUAUAAAAUUUCCUGCGACGCUAGAGCAGCGUAAUAUUAUAAAAAACAAAUUUUAUACAAAAUUUGGCAUCCCUGGAGUAAUAUGAUGCAUAGAUGGGUCUCAUUUUCAUAUAUU
Messenger RNA from Trichoplusia ni (cabbage looper), 912 nucleotides. Its product is annotated as putative nuclease HARBI1. The transcript has 4 exons. Bases 374 to 883 code for a protein of 169 amino acids. Lineage: Eukaryota; Metazoa; Arthropoda; Insecta; Lepidoptera; Noctuidae. The record is from RefSeq and is a predicted model, not a curated record.